Cynara cardunculus var. scolymus (artichoke) is the source of this 863-nucleotide messenger RNA. RefSeq names its product probable (S)-N-methylcoclaurine 3'-hydroxylase isozyme 2. The transcript is spliced from 2 exons. The record is from RefSeq and is a predicted model, not a curated record. NCBI's taxonomy places the organism in Eukaryota, Viridiplantae, Streptophyta, Magnoliopsida, Asterales, Asteraceae. Gene Ontology annotation, molecular function: monooxygenase activity; iron ion binding; oxidoreductase activity, acting on paired donors, with incorporation or reduction of molecular oxygen. The coding region runs from base 231 to 770 and encodes 179 amino acids.
AAAAGACAUUUGCUUAUUGGGAGGAUAUCGUAGAGGAAAGAAGAGCUUUGAUCAAUUCUUCAACAUGGUCGUCAGAGCAAGCACAAUCUUUCUUGGAUCGCUUGCUAGAAAAUGGUUUCUCAAACAAUCAGAUAAAUCAGUUGGUUACGGAAUUAUUCGUAGCAGGAACAAAUACAACACACACUUCAGUUGUGUGGGCUCUGACCGAGUUCGUGAGACACAAAGAGGUCAUGUCGAAAAUAGUAGAUGAGAUUAAAAGAGAGAUCAACUUGAAUAAAAUCACUGACUCGCAACUAUCCAACUUACCUUAUCUACAAGCGAGUAUCAAAGAAGCCAUGAGAUUACACCCACCGGUGCCUCUUCUUCUUCCACAUAUGGCGGCUGAAACUUGUGAGGUUAUGAAUUACACAAUUCCUAAGAACUCCAAAAUAUUUGUCAAUCUUUGGGCGAUGGGCCGAGACCCUAAAGUUUGGGAUGACCCAUUAUCUUUUAAACCCGAAAGAUUUAUGGACUCGAAAUUGGAUUUGAAAGGUCAAGACUUUGAGUUAUUGCCAUUUGGUUCGGGGAGAAGGAUGUGUCCAGGAAUGCCCUCAGGUAUCAAAAGUGUUCAACUUGUAUUGGCAUCUUUGAUUCAUGAGUUCGACUUGAUUCUUCCAAAUGAUGUUGAUCCUAUGAAGCUCAACAUGAAUGACAAAUUCGGGAUUGCUUUGAAAAUGGAGGAACCUUUGAAGCUAAUCUUCAAACAAAAAAGAGAGCCUCAAURUGCUUAAUUCGUAUUGGAUUUCCUGUCAUAUAUUUGUAUCUAAAAGUUAAUCGAUGAAUUCAUGCUUAUUUCAUAUGUAAUUCAARUUAUUUUAUGUAUU